AUGUCGACUUCGGGAUAUAGCAGAGGUGAUGUUGGAACGUUAGGAAGGAGAGGAGCUUCGGACGCUAAUGCUGAUGAUGUAGUUUCUGAGAAGGAGGAAGGUUUAAAGUUGGACACUAAGAUAGUUAAUGGGGAGGCGGAGGAGGAAGAAGAGGUUAAUCCUUUGUAUAGGUGGGAGGCUAUUGUGAUGCCGAUAUUGUUUACAGCGCUAGCGAUAUUUACAAGAGUUUACAAGAUAGGACUGAAUAAUCAUGUUGUUUGGGAUGAGGCACAUUUUGGUAAGUUUGGUUCGUAUUAUUUAAGACAUGAGUUUUAUCAUGAUGUCCAUCCGCCAUUGGGGAAAAUGUUGGUGGGGUUCUCAGGGUAUCUUGCGGGGUAUAAUGGGUCGUGGGACUUUCCUUCUGGGGAGCAGUAUCCGGAGUAUAUUGAUUAUGUGAAAAUGAGGCUUUUCAACUCAAUGUUUUCGUCGCUAUGUGCGCCAUUAGCGUAUUUUACGGCGAAGGCUAUUGGAUUUUCUUUACCCACGGUGUGGUUGUUUAGUAUUUUGGUGGUGUUUGAGAAUUCGUAUGCUACUUUGGGGAGGUUUAUUCUUUUGGAUUCAAUGCUACUCUUUUUCACGGUGUGUUCCUACUAUACUUUUGUGAUGUUUCAUAAUGAGAGAAGCAGGCCAUUUGGCCGGAAAUGGUGGAAGUGGCUCCUAUUGCUAGGUAUUUCUCUAGGAUGCACGAUUUCCGUUAAGAUGGUGGGUUUGUUCAUUAUCACUCUUGUUGGUAUUUAUACUAUUGUGGACCUAUGGAAUAAGGCGGGGGACCCUGAGAUCGAUGUUAAAGACUUUUUAAAGCACUUUGGCGCCAGAGCAUUCUGCUUGAUUAUUGUUCCUAUCCUAUUGUUCCUCUUUUGCUUUAAGAUUCACUUUGACCUAUUGGUACGCUCAGGUACUGGUGAUGCGGUCAUGCCCUCGCUGUUCCAAGCACGUUUGGUCGGAUCAGACGUCGGAUUAGGCCCACGUGAUAUUGCAGUCGGUUCAUCUGUCGUUUCUAUCAAAAACCAGGCGUUAGGAGGCUCUCUAUUGCACUCACAUGUGCAAACUUUCCCGGAGGGCUCUAACCAACAGCAGAUUACUUGUUAUGGACACAAAGAUUCAAACAAUAAUUGGAAAUUUGAUAGAAUGAGGGGCUUAGAUCCAUGGAAUGAAUCUGUUGACACAGACCCCGAAUUUGUUCAAGAUAACCAUGUUUACAGGUUGGUUCAUAUCAACACUCUUAGAAACUUACACUCACACCAAAUUCGUGCACCAAUCACUAACUCAUAUUGGGAAGUUUCUGGUUAUGGCAAUAACGAAAUAGGUGAUCCUAAGGACAACUGGGUAAUUGAAUUUGUGGACCAACCCACAGAAGAAAAUAAGACGGUUUUGCAUACUCUAUCAACUUCUUUCCGAAUCAGACACAGCGAAAUGAACUGCUACCUAGCUCAAACUGGUGCUCAUCUACCUGAGUGGGGGUUCAGACAGGCCGAGGUAGCAUGUGUGCCUAAUCCAUUUAAAAGGGAUAAGAGGACUUGGUGGAAUGUUGAAACUCAUGAAAAUGACAAGUUACCUGCAAGGCCGGAAGGUUUCAGAUUCCCAAAAACCAAGUUUAUUAAGGAUUUUAUUCACUUAAACCUAGCAAUGAUGGCAACAAACAACGCAUUAGUUCCUGACCCCGAUAAGUUAGACGUAUUGGCAUCUUCUGCUUGGCAAUGGCCAUCUUUAAAUGUUGGAAUCAGAUUAUGUGGAUGGUCCGAUGAGCUGGUCAGAUAUUUCUUGAUGGGUUCACCAGCCUCCACAUGGCCAUCAACUUUCGCAGUAAUUAUAUUAAUUAGCAUGGUCAUUUAUUACUUGUUAAGAUGGCAAAGACAAUGCGUUAUUUUCCAGAGCCAUCAGGAUGCUAACUUAUUCUUAGUGGGCGCGUUAUACCCAUUGUUGGGCUGGGCCUUACAUUUCCUUCCAUUCGUAAUUAUGGGUAGGGUGACAUAUGUACAUCACUAUUUGCCAGCCUUAUACUUUGCGUUAUUGGGUUUAUCAUAUUUGUUUGAAGCAGGCAUGCAAUCAUGGAAGAAAUCUUCUUAUGGCCGUCUGGCGAGAAUUGGUGUCUAUGGAUUGUAUUAUUUCAUUGUAAUUUAUGGAUUUUACUAUUUCUUCCCAAUUUCUGCAGGUAUGUCUGGUCCAGUGAAGGAUUUUGAAUACUUGAACUUGUUGAAGACUUGGACCAUCGCUUAA
This is a messenger RNA of Eremothecium cymbalariae DBVPG#7215, 2256 nucleotides long. RefSeq names its product dolichyl-phosphate-mannose-protein mannosyltransferase PMT2 (gene PMT2). The transcript has a single exon. The record is from RefSeq and is a predicted model, not a curated record. NCBI's taxonomy places the organism in Eukaryota, Fungi, Ascomycota, Saccharomycetes, Saccharomycetales, Saccharomycetaceae. Gene Ontology annotation, biological process: protein O-linked glycosylation via mannose. Gene Ontology annotation, cellular component: membrane; endoplasmic reticulum. The coding region runs from base 1 to 2256 and encodes 751 amino acids. Gene Ontology annotation, molecular function: dolichyl-phosphate-mannose-protein mannosyltransferase activity.